This is a messenger RNA of Dacryopinax primogenitus, 2372 nucleotides long. RefSeq lists its product as uncharacterized. Gene Ontology annotation, biological process: lipid metabolic process. The transcript is spliced from 9 exons. Bases 1 to 2343 code for a protein of 780 amino acids. The record is from RefSeq and is a predicted model, not a curated record. Lineage: Eukaryota; Fungi; Basidiomycota; Dacrymycetes; Dacrymycetales; Dacrymycetaceae.
AUGUCCACACACCACCGUCGUCCCAAAACCCUCUCUCUCACUUCCCGUCCCUCCAUCUCCUCCCUCCCAAUCAUCCCCCUCCUCACCGACACAGAAGAAUACGACACCUCAUCAGGGUCGAUCUCAUUCCACGCUGCUGCUUUGCUCUUGGAGGACAACGCGAGCGGGGCGAGUGUUCGUGAUUGGGAGGGGUGUGGGAGUGCUAGCGUUAGCGGGGAGGAGAGGAGGAAGUCGAGUGGGAGUUCUCUGCCUACAGUGCACUCUGAGCAAACGUCACCUUCCCUUUACUUCCCCUCGAACGAGGUCCACCCUCCCGAGGAGGCUAACCCACCCUCCCGCAAACCGUUCCCAACCACCUCCCCCUUACAGGACCGCACCUCCCCAGAGAUGGACAACAUCUUCGAGCCCCCCCAGCUCCUCCCGCUCAUGGACAGGUCUCGCACAUCUUCGACCUAUAGUUUCUCAAGCAGUUUGAGUGGUACGUUUGGCAGGCCUGGGCCUGGGCAUGGACAGGGGGUGGGGGUGACCCCUUUGCCCUCUCCUACUAGGGAAGGGUUGCCCAAGACUGGAGGGGAGGGGGAGGGGGAGGGGUAUACCUCUGGACUGCCGUCUUCUUUUGAGCGGAAAACGGGUUAUGGAGACAAUGCUGGCCUCUCGAGAGAUCCGGGGGAACCGAUGCCUGUUUCUGACUCUCCAGAAGUGGACAUGGAAGGUCCUCCCCGUCCAACACCGGCUACACCAACAAAGUCCCGCUCGCUAGACACGCACAACCUCAAUUUCCCCAAUCUUUCUCCCUCCCGCACGCACGUCCUCAGCCCGACACUCGUCGCCAGCCCCGAAGAGGGCGCUCCGCCCAGCAACGUAACCCUCUCUGACCUGCUGCAGCAGCUCAAGCGGCAGCCGUCUGUCUCUCCUCUUCCUGGUACUGGACGAAGUGUCAGUGUCGGGGUGGACAUACGCCAGUAUGCGACUUUCUGCGUCUUGUUAUGGUGGAGAACGCUUGCUGCGGUGGGGCACUCUCUGGGUAAUCCGAGGCAUGUGUGGGACGUACUUACCGUAGCGGCGCUGUCGACCCUCUUCCCGCUUCUGCAGUACUUGGCUCGUCUGGUCGAAGAAACGUGGACUCUACUCAGGAUCAAGUACCGCUUUCCUCCUCUCUCUGACCUCCUGAAGCUGAAACACGAAACCUCUUAUACGUUAUUCGACUGCUUCUCCCCCUCUCAACUCUCAGCAGGCAAAGAAGCCCUCUCCACCCUUCCCCUCCCCGCCCACUCCCACUCCCAAUUCUCCCUCCCCGCCGCCCGCGUGCUGCUCCAGCUCUGUGCGCUCCUUGCCUGCCGCCAGCCCCGGCCUGGGACAGGGGACAGGUUCGCCAAGCAUGGAGAGGGGUAUGUGAGGCUCGCUGCUAGAGCUUUUGGGCUAGAGUACGUCCCUGUUAGCGCGCUUAAUACGCGUGGAGAAGGCUGUUGUGCGGCGUUCUAUGAUAUGAACUCGAAUUGGAUCGUGCUGGUUUUUCAUGCGGAAUGGAAGAGUAUGGUAGACGAGCUCCUCUGGACAUCCCAGUCCCCCUCAGUCCAGCUAAGUCAGAUACACGGGUUCGGCAAAGUCCGAACCUGCUUCUCAGACCGUCUCUUCCCCACAUCCACCCCCUCCGCCCGGCUGCCAUACCACACCAUCCUCCAAAGCGUGCGCAUACUCUCUUCCCAGCUCCCAGCUGCACACGUCCAGCUCUAUUUCACUGGCCACGGAGCAGGGGGAGCGGUCGCUGCGCUCGCGAUGGCCGCUGUGCUGGAUAUAGAGCAGCGGGAGCGGGAGUGGGGAGUGCAAGUGGGGGAUGGGUACGUGUUUGGCUCGCCGAGUGUGUGUGAUACGCUCUCUGCCAGAGCGUUUGACCAGAAACUGGCUAAGAGCUGGGAGAGACCUUGUAGACUGUGGAGAGUGGUGAACGAAACGGACUCUCUAGUGCACAAGAGCUGGAAUCUCGACCCCCAGACGCAGGAGUAUCUCGGCACCUCUGUCCUUCUUUCCCAUACCAACCCCCUCCCGCUCCUCCCAGUGCUCCCCUCCCACCCAGCACCCGCUCCCACCAGCUCUCUCCCCACCCCUAACUCUCUCCCCACCCCUCUCCCAACUCCUUCCCCACCUGCAGCCCGCCCCGACCCCCAACGUCCCGAACGUACACUGAUGGACACCCAUUCCCGAGUUCGGAGGCUGUUUAGGGAUUGGCCGGUUCUGAGGGGAGUGGUAGCGCAUGAGAUGGGCGAGUAUUGGGAGUUGUUGAACUUGCCUGGCCAGGGGAGGGGAGGGGAGGGGGGAUACGAUAAUCUGCUAGUGGGGUAUUAGAAUGAGACUAUCAUACUCUAUGUUCUAUG